Molecule: messenger RNA, 2154 nt
Organism: Owenia fusiformis
Lineage: Eukaryota; Metazoa; Annelida; Polychaeta; Sabellida; Oweniidae
Source: the annotation of a GenBank genome assembly
UAGCAUAAUAGAACCUCCCACCCCUAUUUAUGAACUGAGCGGUCACCUUGCUCGAGUCACGUGACCUGUAGUCUACAAAGAUUUUCAAUUUGUGAAACACGUUUUCAGAGAUAUUUUCCAUUUGCAAAGGAUUAUUGAAGAUUUUCAUUUUACAACAGAAAUCAGAAUGGCUGCUAAGUCACCACCUGGCAGUCCUAGUAAAGAUUAUGAGAAGAUCAACCUCACAGAACCAAACACUCCAGUAGAGAAUGGUGCUGUCCCUGUUGCAGCAAAUGAUGAUGGAGGAGUAAAUCUCAAACCCAAAAUCAGUCUUCUCAAUGGCUGUACAGUUAUUAUUGGCUCGAUCAUUGGAUCGGGUAUAUUCGUCAGCCCCAAAGGUGUGGUUGGCGGUUGUGGAAGUGUUGGACUAUCACUCAUAGUUUGGAUAGCAUGUGGACUAUUUUCUAUGAUAGGAGCAUACUGUUACGCUGAACUUGGCACAGCUAUUGUAAGAUCGGGUGCCGAUUAUGCUUAUAUAUUUGAAGCUUUUGGACCCUUUUUAGCCUUUCUAAGAUUAUGGGUUGAAUGUAUGAUAGUUCGACCAUGUUCUUUAGCAAUUGUCGCGCUGACAUUCGCAUACUAUGUCAUUGAGCCAUUGUUCCCAGGAUGUGAACAGCCAGAUACUGCAGUGAGACUUCUAGCAGCAGUAUGUAUAGUUAUAUUAACCAUAAUCAACAUGUAUGAUGUGAAGUGGGCCACAAGAGUUCAAGAUGUGUUCACCUAUGCCAAGGUCGGGGCUCUUAUAUUGAUUAUCAUCACAGGAUUCGUACAGCUUGGAAAAGGUCACUAUGAACAUUUCUUGGACCCAUUUAAAGGCACAGAGACGGAUGUUGGGAAGGUUUCCAUGGCAUUCUACUCUGGACUGUUUGCAUACAAUGGAUGGAACUACCUGAACUAUGUUAUUGAGGAGCUUAAGGAUCCAUACAGAAACUUGCCAAGAGCUAUCUGGAUCUCCUGUACCCUGGUGAUAGUGGUGUACGCAUUCACCAAUGUUGCAUACUUUACCACUGUGUCCCCUCAAGGCAUCAUUGACAGCCCUGCUGUGGCUGUGAUGUUCUCACAAAAACUUUAUGGAGUUAUGUGGUGGAUUAUGCCCAUAUUUGUCGCUCUCUCAACCUUCGGUGGUGUAAACGGCAUCCUCUUUACAACAGCCAGAUUAUUUUUUGUUGGAGCAAGAGAAGGGCACAUGCCCCAGGUGUUGAACAUGGUGUCUAUCAAUCGCCUUACCCCUGCCCCAGCAGCCUUGUUCAUGGGCCUCACAUCCCUUGUGUACCUCUGCUCCUCUGACAUGUAUGCCCUAAUCAACUAUGUCGGCUUCGUCAACUGGCUCGCUAUUGGUCUCUCUGUCGUCUCGUUGUUGUACUUCAGAUGGAAACGACCAGAAAUGAACAGACCCAUCAAAGUGCAUUUGGUAUGGCCUAUUAUCUACACUCUUGCCUCUAUAUUCUUGGUGAUCCUACCAUUCUAUGCUAGCCCUGUUGAGACAGCUAUGGGAUGUGCCAUCAUUGCAACAGGCAUACCAGUCUACUUGAUAUGUGUCAAGUGGACCAACAAACCAAAGGCUUUCUUACGAUUUUGGAAUUCUUUCACAAUAGUUACGCAGAAGGAUAUUAUCUCAAACAUACAACAACUUCACCCUGACGACACAGAAACUUCUGUUGGUUGUCCCAGAGGAGCUAAAGGAGGACUAGAACCAUCAAACCAUCAACCAAUCAGAAGAAUGAUGGGGCAUUGAUUCUAUGGGACCCUAUACUUUAAACACUAGAGGUCGCAAUACAGUAAAUUUAAGUAACUAGUAAGACCUCGUACUGUGUAUGUUUUGUAGGACCUACAAGGACAAAUAUUGAUAAGGGCCAUCUGUCUCAUGUGUUGAUGUGGUGACACAAGAAACACUAUUGAUAUUAAACUUUAUAGCUUUGUAAAUAAAUAGACAAGAAAACCAGAUGAAAGGAAUAUUUCUCAAUGAGUCUUUAACUGAUGAUCUUGAAGAUGUAUAUAAGGAUGUCUAAGAUGUAACAUUUGUAGGUCUUAUUGAAAAAUAUUCCUACAAAAUAUUGAUGAAAGAAUGUUUGAUGUAUCUUGUUGGAAUAGGUAACUAGACUUUGAUGCAGUAUA